AUGAAGACUCAAAUGUACGGCAUGCUCGCUCUGGCAGCGGCAGCCAAGCUGGCCAACGCCCACACCACCGUCUUCGCCGCCUGGAUCAACGAUGAGGACCAGGGCACCGGCAACACCGCCGCUGGCUACAUCCGCAGCCCUCCCAGCAACAGCCCCAUCAAGGAUGUCACCUCGACCGACAUGACCUGCAACGCCAACAACGUCGCCACGGCCAAGACGCUCGAGGUCAAGUCGGGCGACAAGUUCACCUUCGAGUGGCACCACGACAGCCGCACCGACAGCGACGACAUCAUCGCCUCGUCCCACAAGGGCCCCGUCCUUGUCUACAUGGCCCCCACCACCAAGGGCGCCUCCGGCAGCGGCUGGGUCAAGAUCGCCGAGGAUGGCUACUCCGGUGGCACCUGGGCCGUCGACACCCUGAUCACCAACAAGGGCAAGCACUCCAUCACCAUCCCCGACGUCCCCGCCGGCGAGUACCUGCUCCGCCCCGAGAUCAUCGCCCUCCACGAGGGCAGCACCAAUGGCGGUGCCCAGUUCUACAUGGAGUGCGUCCAGGUCAAGGUCACCUCGGACGGCGCCAGCACCCUGCCCGAAGGUGUCUCCAUCCCCGGCACCUACACCGCCGAGGACGCCGGCAUCCUGUUCGACAUCUACAACAGCUUCGACAGCUACCCCAUCCCCGGCCCCUCCGUCUGGGACGGCGCCUCGGGCUCGGGCUCGACCGCCGCCACCAGCUCGGCCGCCGUCAAGGCCGAGGCCUCGUCCACCCCCGUCGCCUCGUCGACCAGCGUCGAGGCCGCCGCCGCCGCCGUCUCCACCCCGGCCACCACUGCCGCCUCUUCUCCCUCCACCACCCCGGCUGCUGCCGACAACGGCGCCGUGACCGAGACCGCCUACACCACCGAGGACGUCGUUGCCACCACCUUCGCCACCGUCACCGCCGGCGGCCAGGCUGCCUCUACUCCGGCCACCUCUGCCGCCGCUGAGGCCACCCCUGCCACUGGCUCUUCCUCCGGUUCCGUCCAGGCCUACGGCCAGUGCGGUGGCUCCGGCUACUCUGGCUCCUCUUCCUGCGCUUCCGGCUACACCUGCAAGGAGUGGAACGCGUACUACUCCCAGUGCGUGAGCAGCUCUUAA
Diplodia corticola is the source of this 1137-nucleotide messenger RNA. Its product is annotated as carbohydrate-binding module family 1 protein. Lineage: Eukaryota; Fungi; Ascomycota; Dothideomycetes; Botryosphaeriales; Botryosphaeriaceae. The coding region runs from base 1 to 1137 and encodes 378 amino acids. Gene Ontology annotation, cellular component: extracellular region. Gene Ontology annotation, molecular function: cellulose binding. The transcript has a single exon. Gene Ontology annotation, biological process: carbohydrate metabolic process. The record is from RefSeq and is a predicted model, not a curated record.